GUGAACUAAAGUGCAAAAGCUAUUCUGUAGAAAACAUCGCAAAUGGAUUUACUGGUAUGAUGGCAUUCCAUAUUUUGUGUUUCUAGGUAAAUAGGAAAAUUGUCCAAACCUACAGUUACGAGUAGUACGGCGUUUUAUGUAUUGGUCGUAAAGAUAUGCCGAAGAAGAAACCCCCCGUCCCCGUUCUACCUGCCAGGCCAGAGCCACCUACAUUGGAACAAAUUCAGGGAGACCUGCAACACGUCACAGCGGGCGAUGUUGUAUAUACCAUGAUAAAAAAGAUUUUCGAAGAGUCUGGGUCUAAUGAUACUGAAGUCAGUGGUUUGAUGGAUGUUUCAGAUGAGAGUUGUGCUGCAGGCACACCCACUGUCUCACCUAACACAAUAUCCCAGCCAUCACAACAGCAGCAUUCAGAGGACAUGGACACUGACGUCAGUGAAUUUUACAAUAAAGUGAUACAGUUUAUUGAACUCAGUAAAGACCUGCGUGCUGCCCCCGAGACUUUGAAGGCUUACUACGAGGAGCUUCAGAAGAUGGGUGGCAGACUGUCUGAAGCCAUUAAUGAAUUAAAAAGCCAAGUUGAAUCCACUGGGGUACAAGCACCAUGUCGAUAGUAAUUAUAAGUGCAGCAAAAAUGUGUCACUUGAAAAAAAAAGUCAGAAAAUGUAACAGACUUGCUAGUCCUGUGGCUGUGUAUCUGACCAGGGAUGAGUUUGAAGAAAAAUGUAAAAAUGUGGACUUUUCACUGAAAUAAAGUUUAAGAACUUUGAGUUUAAUGAUGCGACAAAAACUUUCACUUUUGUCAAGGAAUGUAUUAUACUAAGGUCAACUGUUUCAGACCAAAAUAAAUCUUCAUAUGAGAUUCAAAAUUCCCCAGUAAAUAUAUUGCAAAAAACACACAAUAAUGUAAUAAAUUGCAAUUUUCCACCAAAAUGACAGUUAAUUGUAAUAUCCGGGUAUUGC
Messenger RNA from Lingula anatina, 963 nucleotides. RefSeq lists its product as uncharacterized. The record is from RefSeq and is a predicted model, not a curated record. NCBI's taxonomy places the organism in Eukaryota, Metazoa, Brachiopoda, Lingulata, Lingulida, Lingulidae.